AUGUACUAUGGAAACUUAUGGCAAAUCAUUCCAUCAUCGGCAAAUAAUUCGAAGAAAAGAAGAGGCAGACCAAGUGAGGGACCCUAUAUAUGUAUGAAAUGUGGAAAAUUAUUUAAUUUAAAAGUUCUAUUCAAGGAACAUCAAAGAAAAGAAUGUAAAAAUGUGCUUUCAUCUUCUAAUGGUAAAAAGAAAAAUAAUGCAAAAUCACGAAAAUUGAAGAAAACAUCGGAAAAAAUUUAUAAAAUUAUUCAAAAACCACAAAUUAAUGUAGAAGAAAUAAUUUUACCAGCAUCACCGUCUAAUGUUAUAAAUUCUGGGGAGAAAAAAUUUUCAUGUCCCACGUGUAAUCGAAGCUAUGUUAAUUAUCGUGAUUUAGUUCGUCAUCAACGUUAUAUUUGCGAAAAAGAACCACAAUUUGCUUGUACUUAUUGUGAUCGUCGAUUUUAUCAUAGAUAUCGUUUACAUCAUCAUUUAAUAAGCUUACAUCCAGGUCACUUGAGCUAAAAAAAAAACCACGAUUCAAAAAACAAGUGAAUAUUACGAAUAAAUAAAAAAAAAAAAAUUUUUUUUAUUUAAAAGACAUUUUUUGAACAUGUCGAUUUUUUUUUAAAUUUUUGAAAUAUUUAUAAUACUGUUUCGUGGAACAUUUUCAAUAAGUUAAAUUACUCAUUGAGAGUUUUUAUAUUUGUUACAAAAAAAAUUUAUUAUAAUAUAUUAUACAAUAUAUAAGUAGUACCCAUAUAAUAUAAAAUCGUUGUCAAUAAACUACUGCUGUAAGUUAUAGAAAAUGUAUUUCUAAGUCACUAAAAAAUACACCGAAAAAAUUAUUUUAUUUUUACUUCCACUUUGACUUUGAUUUUC
Messenger RNA from Leptopilina boulardi, 861 nucleotides. RefSeq names its product zinc finger protein 888-like. The record is from RefSeq and is a predicted model, not a curated record. Gene Ontology annotation, molecular function: RNA polymerase II cis-regulatory region sequence-specific DNA binding; DNA-binding transcription factor activity. Lineage: Eukaryota; Metazoa; Arthropoda; Insecta; Hymenoptera; Figitidae. Gene Ontology annotation, biological process: regulation of transcription by RNA polymerase II. The transcript is spliced from 2 exons. The coding region runs from base 1 to 504 and encodes 167 amino acids.